AUGGUUGGAGGUCGUCGUAUUCCUGGCAAAAAUAAUUUUUGUGGAAGGAAUUGGUGUGUCUAUGAUGCUUGUGGCAUUGUUUGUGGUCUUUUUACAUGGUUACUUCUUAGUUAUGGACAGUUUUGUAUUUUAGCCAUAAUGAUGACUUCCUUUGAAGACAACAAAAUUCACCAGUCAAUUAAUUUUUUAAUUUUUGAAAUUCUUUUUGUUCUUUCUGGCGCUGCGCAUUUAAAAACAAUGUUUUCUUUUUCUAAAAAUUUAUUUAAAAAAAUUAAAAAAAGGUUUACUGAUCCCGGUGCUGUUCCAAAGGGUACUUUAACAGAAGAAUAUAUUGCACAAUUAGAGAAGGAACAACAAUUUAAUGGGACUGUUUUAUAUAAAUGUACAAAAUGUUCUUCAAUAAAGCCGGAAAGAGCUCAUCAUUGUUCUGUUUGUAAAAGAUGUAUAAGAAGUUUGUUUAAUUUAUUUUUAAAUUAUUUGACUUCUCAAAAGUCUAAUUCUGUUCCAAACUUUGUUUAA
Messenger RNA from Meloidogyne enterolobii, 519 nucleotides. The record is from the annotation of a GenBank genome assembly. NCBI's taxonomy places the organism in Eukaryota, Metazoa, Nematoda, Chromadorea, Rhabditida, Meloidogynidae.